UAUCAAACACACUCGCUCGUGUUUUCUCGCUACAUCACUUUGACCUUUGCUUUGAUUUUUUACUGCCUGUAGGGGGAACUGGCCGUGGCUUUGAUCAGUCGCUCUUGUCAGACGUGUGGGUGUGUUUUAUUUACUCUGCAGAGCCGCGCUGCAGGUGUGCAGGACUCUUCUACGGCGCCCGCUGCGAGCUGGCAGACAACCCAUGUGCCUCCCAGCCAUGUGCCCACGGCGAGGAGUGUGUACCCAAGGCUCCAGGUUACAUGUGCAACUGCUCGCUGGACAAUACCGAAGCAGGGUGCCAUCAGGUAAAAAGUGUUGUAUCUCCAAUGAUUGGUUAUGUGGAAAUCAUGGAGAUCAGUGCCAGCGUGCUUGGAUUACUCUUCUUGGUUGGCGUCUUCGUUUGCAUCAGGAAACGUUAUGUUCAGCAGAAGAAGAAAAGGCCCGUCUGUGUCCAGGACUCCAAUGGCUAUUUCACGCCCUGUCUGUCCAAGAGCCUCAAAGCCAAAAACCAAGAAGUCAACCCUAUUGAGAUGAACACAUUGGUCGGUCCCAUCAACGACCUCGACCACACGCCAUUCAGGUCACUUCGCCCAUGCAGCCAGAUCAUUUCAUCAGGAGGCGGGGUUUCCUCUCCAAAGACACAGGGACCGGUAGUGUGCAGUGUUGCCCCCAACCUCCCCACCAGACCGCCGUCCAGCUCAGACAAUGACUCCAUCAGGAAGAACCACUGGGAUAUGGACUACGAAGUUUAUCCAGCUGACCCAGACUACUAUGGCCGCCCAGCAGUUCAGGAGUUCCCUCAGUUUGACAUCGUAGAAGACACCUACUCCACCUCCACCAUGGACUCGCGGAGGAACUCUCGAUUCGGUGGCUUCCCGUUCCCGCUAGAUCGCUGUGACCGUCGCGCUCCCCUACCGCCCUGCUACAGCAACCAGAACCUGGACGACUUCCUGGGUCCCGACGGGCUUCCUCUUCCCAGCUCCCAGUGCCCAACGAGUACACCGCCAUCAGCUAUUACCCAACGCAGCACACCCGCAGCCUCGAUAACGUCUCGGGAGGAUACAAGAGACUCAGCAUGCGUCUGAGUGUGGCUAUGCCAUCGUAUGCAGAGCAGGCCAGCCCGCCGCCGCCGGCGAACUCCGCUCAGCCUCAAACGCGGCAAGCAGGACAGAACCCGCGCAGCUAUGACGAGUCGAGCAUUGUGGAGAGCGAUUAUGGGAGCUGCGAGGAGGUGAUGUUUUAAGUUUUGUUUUGAAGCCUUGUUCUUUCCGGUGAUUAUUCACUUUUAGUUUCAUAUGGGAACCUAAGCAGUACAAGUACACGCCACUAUGUUCUACUACUCCAUUCUAAGGCAGGUUUGUGUAAAAGUACACUUCUCAGAUGGGACUCUUUGAAACUAAUGAAGAGCAGCUCAGCAGUCUCUCACUGUGAGAGAGUCUUUUUUUUUUUUUUCCCCAUUCUGACAGAGAUGAAAGCACCAUGUGAAACAAAAGUUCAGAUGUCUUUCAUUUGUUUGACUUGCACCAGACUAGACCGGGUAAUUUCAAGAACCCCUCGGUUACCUCCGCGGAAGAGGUUCAGCAGAAGUUCAUCCCUUUAUCUGAGAGACGCCGCCGAGAGCGCUCGUUAACUUGUUAUGGGUUGUCAAAUCGUGAACAGUAUUACUGCUUGACUGCUUCAAAUUCAGAAUAAAGCAAAACAAGACGUUUUUUAAGCUUCGACGUGGGACAACCGACUUCUAGAGGAGGAAUAUGCCAAACACCUGCGUAGCAAACACACAUUUCACUUCUCACCCUUGUCUAAAAAGAAAACCAUUCCAAAAACAUCAAUUUCAGAUAAUGGUAUGUUUCUGAUAAUGGUAUGUUUACUACACACCAUAUGAUGUGAUUGAACGUGAGAAUGCAGACACGAGGAAAAUGCAGUUGCAACUUGGCAUUCAGACAGAGUACAUACAGAAAGGCCUUUGUGAUUAAAUCCGGACAGAGCUUUGGUGAGGACUGUUGCAAUGUAUGAAAUGUAAAUGACCAAUGGGGUUUAUCAUAGCCACAUUCUGCUGGAUAGGUCAUAAAAGAACUGAAUAUCAGAAAAACACACUGGUUUAAUGUGUGUCUAAUGUUGGCCUACUAUUUCAUAUUUAAAACGUAUUAAAAAGACGCAGGAUAAAUAUUUCAUUGAAUUUUAAUCUGCUUACUGUUGCUCUUGUUUAUUGUUGUUGUUUGUUACAAUGAAACGGGGCUGGAUCCUCAUUUAAAAAAAAAAAAAAAAAAAAAAAAA
Molecule: messenger RNA, 2274 nt
Organism: Micropterus salmoides (largemouth bass)
Lineage: Eukaryota; Metazoa; Chordata; Actinopteri; Centrarchiformes; Centrarchidae
Product: protocadherin Fat 2-like
Exons: 4
Coding region: 261-1085 (274 amino acids)
Source: RefSeq, a predicted model, not a curated record